AUGGAUAAUGUGAAUAUCAAAUGGACAAUAGUGAAUUCGGAAGACUUAGUUCAGUCAAGUUUGGUCGACUGUGAAAGGAUGUUAACAAAUUUCCUUGCAUUAUUAGGAUUUAAGACCUCAGCAUCAAAGUUGAGAAAUAUUAUUCAAUACGACUCUCAUCAGUUCAUCAAUGAAUCUGUUUGGUGGGAUCAGUCUGAGAUCGCUGAUAACAUCUUAUCGAUGUCGGUUCCAUCUCGUUCACCGGCAUCUAUAUACUCUAACGAUUUUUAUUUCUUAUAUGGAAAUCAAUCAUUUUUACAAUACUUGUCUGAUAAUCGCCAAUGUUACAACCAAGGAACAUUUCCCCAAUUACAAUCUGAAACACUUUCAAAUCGUUUUUCCAGUGAUAAACCGGAAAGAUGCUCGCUAAAACCGUUUGACUGUGCUUUUGACACACAGACUCUUAAAGCCUAUAGAAAAUUUUAUUCUAAAAAGAAACCAUCAACCAGCUAUGAUGUUAAAUGGGAUUUAAUCGAUUUAGGAGCUAAUGCAUCACCCUUCCUUGCUUCUGCUAAAUCAACAGAAACACUUAAAAUCGUUGGACCGCGAAUGUUUCCCAUGGCUAAAUGGAUUAUUUGGCUUGAUGGUAAGGCACAUCUUCAGAAUAUUAGUGAUAUAUUAUUACGAGCACAAUCUCCGAUGAUUAUACCGUCUCAUCAUGAUACAAAACGUACAUCGGCAUCUGAAGUGGGGCCCACCAUUAGACGGUUGAAAUCGAGAGGAAAGUCGUCGGCUCAACAACUGAAAAUUAGUAUAGCAGAAAUUCUACUUCAGCAAGCAGAAUAUAGGCACGAUGGAUUCUAUGCUCGUUCUGAUACAUUGGGAUUGAAAAUGGUUGAUAUAGCAAUACUUGUGUACAAAAAUAAUCAUCCAUGCGUAAUUCGUUACGUAUGCGGUUGGCAUAACGAAAUAAAUUACUUUUCCUAUAGAGGACAAUUAUCAGUUUACUAUCCAGGUGUCAGAUUAAAUCUAACGCAUUUGGUGCGCCCCUUACCAAAAAAGUUUUAUUAUACUAAGAGUCAUAAAGCUGUGUGCUAG
Molecule: messenger RNA, 1077 nt
Organism: Rotaria socialis
Lineage: Eukaryota; Metazoa; Rotifera; Eurotatoria; Philodinida; Philodinidae
Source: the annotation of a GenBank genome assembly